This is a messenger RNA of Moneuplotes crassus, 1592 nucleotides long. Lineage: Eukaryota; Ciliophora; Spirotrichea; Euplotida; Euplotidae. The record is from the annotation of a GenBank genome assembly.
UUAAAUAAAAUGGAGAGUACGGAAGACGAGUCGAAGAUAGAAGACACUAUUCAGCCCUUUCUUAAAGUCAAGAAAAUGCUUCCUAAGAAGACAAUAUUAAUCAACACAAAGAACUCAGGCUCAGCUGGAGUUCUCCUAGAAGAAGUUAUAGCAAGCAAUGACUGGAAGGAGACCAGAUCUGACUGCAAAGGCAAUAUAAUUUGGGCAGGAAAUGUACGUUAUGAGACUGUGCUCCCAAUCUUGACAACUAAGAAAAAGGUGGCUUACUCCAAGAUACCAGAAUUGAAGGUGAUCGCACAUAAGUCAGACCUAGCUAUUGUAAUGAAUUACAUGCAACAGUUCUACCCUGAUGAGUUUAAUUUUGUCCCUAGAACUUUUGUGUGCCCAAGAGAUGAAGAAACCGUAAGAAAGCUGAUGAGAAAGGAGAAGAACAAAACUUGGAUUUGUAAACCAUCUAAAGGAUCUCAAGGAAAUGGCCUUCAAUUGAUUAAUAAUAUCUGGGAAAUAUCAGAUUCGUUAUAAAAGAGGAAUUUAUCAUCCAGGACUAUAUAGAGAAGCCUCUUCUUGUUGAAAAGAAAAAGUUUGAUCUAAGAUUGUACAUAGUUCUGUAUGGAGUAGAGCCUAUGCAUGCCUAUCUCUGUGAAGAAGGCAUGACAAGAUUCUGAACAGUCGAUUAUAAGCCACCUAAUAAGGCAAAUAGGUUCAACGAAUUCAUGCACUUGAGCAACUACUCUAUAAACAAACAUAGCGAUCAAUUCAUUAGAGAUGAUGAAGGUGAGUCUUCAACGAAAAGGAAGUUAUCCAGCAUCUUCAACAGUAUCGAAAGAUCCUUCCCUGAAGGAGAAGAAAUUGUAGAAAGAAUCAAGAACAAUAUCAAGGAGGUAUGAAGAAAAACUGUUAUAGCUAUUCAUCCAGACAUUGUGCAUAAUCUUGAAGUGGAGUUUAAAUCAGUUGAAAAUAUAAAAUCAGCACUUUUCCAAGUUAUCGGAGUUGAUAUUAUGAUAGAUAGCAAAUACAAUGCCUGGCUUUUGGAGAUAAAUAAUAGCCCAAGUCUCAACGUUAUGUACGAGCCAGAUUUUAUGAACCCUGAAGAAAAGCAAAUCAGCCAGAUUGAUAUGGAUAUUAAGAAACCAAUGAUUUCUGAUGCUUUUCAGUUAGCCCAGAUGUUUGCAAAGAACAGGAAUGCUCUUAAUGAUAUUGAAGAACAUAAUAGUUUGUUUAAAAUAUAUUCUGACUCAGUGUUCUUCCCUAAAACUGAUUACCAUGUGCAGCAUAACUGAAAGAUUAUCUUUAAUGCCUUAACAGGUCUGAAGGGAAGAUCCUCCUUAACAUCAGGGCAGUUUGGAAAGUUAUAUCUCCUUUCUGAGUAUAUUAAAGAAAGUGAUAUACAAAAGACAGACUUCACUCUAGUAUUCUCAUCUCUCGUUGGAAGGUUCAAGAGCGUAAUGACCCUUACUGAUUUCAAAAAUGGUAUGUUUAAACUCUUCUCAAAGUAUAAGAGAGCACCGAGAGGAAGGGGCUCUGAAGAAAGCCUUGAAAGCCUGUUUCCAGAAUUCCUGCAGAAAAUCGUUGAAGACCUUGACCUUGAUUAA